AUGGCAUCUCAGAUAUUGCCUUUAGAACUCAUUGAUAAGUGCAUUGGUAGCAGAAUAUGGGUAAUUAUGAAGAAUGAGCGUGAAUUCGUUGGUACUCUGCAGGGAUUUGAUGACUUCGUUAAUAUGGUCCUUGACGAUGUAACAGAAUAUGACAUAUCGCCUGAUGGUACACAAAAGAAAUCAAAACUUAGACAAACGCUACUCAACGGUAAUAAUGUCUGUAUGUUGCUUCCAGGUGGAGAGGGACCAGAAAGUGUACAAUAACUUAUUAAU
Molecule: messenger RNA, 273 nt
Organism: Wallemia mellicola CBS 633.66
Lineage: Eukaryota; Fungi; Basidiomycota; Wallemiomycetes; Wallemiales; Wallemiaceae
Product: LSM-domain-containing protein
Exons: 5
Coding region: 1-264 (87 amino acids)
Biological process (GO): mRNA splicing, via spliceosome
Cellular component (GO): Lsm1-7-Pat1 complex; U4/U6 x U5 tri-snRNP complex; U6 snRNP
Molecular function (GO): RNA binding
Source: RefSeq, a predicted model, not a curated record